ACAUGUUGUUGGAGAGACGUUUAAACGACAAGUUUAAGUUGGAACAUCACCUUUUUCCAAUAUUUUGCCUCAUUUAUAGAGAACAGUAAAGGGAAGAAUUAGAUCUAAAAAUUAUCAGAAACUUAAAAUGGACAGUAUAGACAUUUUACUGCUGCUGGUCUUUCUCGCCAUCAGGUUAUUAGUGUUUGUUGCAGUCGCACUGUGGCGAAGUCUUGACGAAGGUGUUCGACAGGCCAACAGGCCUUCGAGACCAGUCGGUCCAAAGAAACCAACUACGUUUUUUAGUCCUGUCGUAUUUGCUCAAGAUAACUCUGGUACGUCAUCCAGUGUCACGUCCUCCGGUGACACGUGUUCCUUUGGCGCAUCUUCCUGUGACACGUCCUCCUGUUAAAGUCAUUUUUCAUACAAUACAGGCUUUGAAUUUAGAUUUUGUGCCUCAAUCUGCCCUACUUGGACACAUUUUUAUGACAAUUUUGAUACCAGUUCAUGUUCACAGGUUUUUUUCAGGGUGAAGGUUGCAUUGCUUUGAUAAAUCGUUAACAAAUUUUACAAGUUUGGAAGGGUCUUUUUUCUUCCAGGGUGAAAAUAGAAAUAAAUUUGCUACAAAAUGUGUAAUUAGUUAAAACUAACAUGGAAAAAUUUUAUUUAUCAUAGUCUAAGGUAUAUUCGAAGAGAAAAAAAACUAAUUAUUUUCACAUAUGAAGGUACUUUGAUUAUUUGCUGCGACAAAUAUUCGCAGAUAAAGCACUUUCUUUCUUUUUUGGCACAAAGUUGCCAAAUAUAUUGACCUAUGGGUCGUUCCGACCAUUCAUUAAUUUUGAUUUUUCUUUUGUUAUUUUUCAAUUAUCAACAUUAUGUAAGCUACAUAACACUUCAUAAUGGUACGAUGCAAUGAUGCAAUGAAUCAGUAAUUAGUCACAUACAAUUUUGUGCACGAGAAGAUUUUUUAUGAGAGGCAUCAUGUUGGGACCGGGUUGCAGGCUGCCCAAAUCAGUCUGGUUGUCAUGGAGAUGAUGACAGCAGUGGGAAAGUGGUGCACUCACAUGGAAUUUGUAUUUCAUUCUCGAAUCACAUGUUGCGCAUAUUGCUCAUUCAAUCUUUUGAGUAUCUAUUAAUUAAAUUCGGUUAUAUAAAACUUAUAUAAAAUCUAACCAUAUCGGGGCAAUAAUAAACCAAAUAUGUAUGUACGCCGCAAAUGGUUGACUAAAUUCAUGUAAAGGAUACCCCACACGGGUUAAAAGUUUGGGAUAUAGAAACGUCGAAGAAAACUGAGAUGUGAUCAUUCUUUUCAUUGGACGACUUAAUAAUUAAACUUUCUACUGUACAAUUUAACUAUUUUUUAUCUUCUUUUUAAAAUUUCUCGCUAUUUCUAAAAUAUCUCGGUAAAUCUGAAAAAUUAAAAUAUAACAAUAUUUUUGACGAAAAAGUGUUAUCUAAUCACAUUCCUCCUUCGAAAGUUUCGACUGAUUUGCAUUGAAACUUCGUUUUGACGUUUAAAAUUCAACCAAGACUCGAAUGAAAAUUAAAUAAGUUUGUCAAAUAAAAUGACAAAUCCGAGAAGGAGGAAUAAUCCACCAAACAAAUCCGACACGGAGACGAACGAGCGUGAGCAUGUCGUCCAAAUUAAACGGAAAGGCCGCAAAAGAAAUGGACGAGAUGAUAAGGCUACGUUCGGUGCUGUGAAAAAGAUUGGGUUAUCUUGUCUCGCUCUAGUCACGAUGAUAAUUGGAAUUGCCAUGUAUAAAACGUUUCUCAUCAAGCAGUUCGAAUUAGAAACGUUUCCCGACAAUGUUCCCGACUUCUCGGAUGAUUAUAGAACAACUGCCGAGUUGUUGAGGCUGAUCGUGGCCAAUGCGAAGGAUGUGAUACGCUUUGAGAAAGAGCUUGCAGAUUUUUCUGCUACUCGGGAGCUGGAUAAGUUUCUGGGGGAACAUAUUCGCCCCAUGCAGGAUAAACUGGCCUCACUCAAAAGCCAGACGGCCGGUUAUGAAAAGAUGGAACACAUUGCCGGAGGACCGACAAGUUUUAUCGAGUCGUCGACAAAAGAAUUAAUUCACAUGGAGGAUAACAUGGGUGCAUUGUAUGAUAAGGUCGCGAAAAUAAUUGUGGAAGAGAGGAAGAGAAUUGGCUACUUUCGGGAAUCCGUGAACGACGUGAGGUUCAAGGCGAAGCACGUGAUGGACCUCAUGAUGCACCCCAGUUUGACCGAGAAGGCCGUCUAUCUCAUCCCCAUGACGGGCACGAGCGAUGGAGAAGCGUUCGAACUACUGAAGCACAUCUUGAAGCCAAGAGAUUGUCCAAGUUUUGGCCAAAUUGGAAGAAUUGUUCGAUAAAAUUCCGGACCAUUUUGGGGAAAUCAGUCCCGAAAUGGAUCACUUGAUUUGGGAAAAGGAUCAAUUUCUGGAAGAAAAUUCUCAAAUUAUAAUGCUAACUGCACCACUGCAUGUACAACUUGGUAAAAAUAUUGACCGGUUACAAGACGAGCUGGGCGUUUAUGCGGUCGAAAGAAGAAAGGCCAUCCUCGCGUUGAGGAGCACGAUUGAAAAUGAUAUUCGCACUCUAAGCGUCCGAAUUCAGAAUUUGCGAUAUGAAUACGCCAAAAUUCCUGUCUAAAAUAUUUAUUAAUGUAAGUAAUCGUGUAUUUAAAGGUGAAAAUUGUGUACAAAUUUAUCUCUAAAAUUUGCACCAAACUGGUGCAUAAAUGUUCUCCUGUAUUUUAUGCAAUCUAAAGAAAAUGCAUGUGAUAAAUAAAUAUUUAAUGGACCGUCCAUAAAUUGUACGACCCAAAAUAGUACACAUUAUCUGAAUGCCGAAGGCAUUUAGAUACAAUUUAUGGACUCCCCUCAGAAAUUUGAUUGUUUUCUACACAUUAAUUAUGCAUAAAUACAUAAUUGACUAUGUAUUUAGGUGUGUGUGUUGUGAAUUAAAACGUGAAAUCAUUUCGAUCUCUGAUCUCACUUUACUCUCUUUAAUAAAUAAAUUUGUCAUGCAAAAGGUUAUCAUGACCUUGAUAAAAAGUUAAUAAAUAAAUGUAUUACAUCUGGGUCAA
Folsomia candida is the source of this 3049-nucleotide messenger RNA. RefSeq lists its product as uncharacterized. The record is from RefSeq and is a predicted model, not a curated record. Lineage: Eukaryota; Metazoa; Arthropoda; Collembola; Entomobryomorpha; Isotomidae. Bases 1545 to 2333 code for a protein of 262 amino acids. The transcript is spliced from 8 exons.